Molecule: messenger RNA, 744 nt
Organism: Paramuricea clavata
Lineage: Eukaryota; Metazoa; Cnidaria; Anthozoa; Malacalcyonacea; Plexauridae
Source: the annotation of a GenBank genome assembly
AUGGAAGAGGAUAAGGCGUCGUACGUCGAACAAGCAAAAUUAUCUGAGCAAGCCGAGCGCUACGAAGACAUGGUCGAAGCGAUGAAAAAAGUGACGAGCUUCAACGAAGAUCUCUCCACGGAAGAGCGAAAUUUAUUGUCGGUUGCCUACAAGAAUGUUGUCGGUUCAAGGCGAUCAGCAUGGCGAGUCAUACAUAGUCUUGUAAAUAAGAAAGGGAAUGAGAAUGAUAAGGAACUGAGGGAAAGUUAUUUGGAAAAAAUCGAGGGAGAAUUGUCUACGUUAUGCAACGAAGUGUUGACAUUGCUCGAUGACGCUCUCAUUCCGAACGCGAAACGAGGUGAAAAUCACGAAUCCGUUGUGUUUUAUUUGAAAAUGAAGGGAGAUUAUUACCGAUACCUUGUUGAAGCUAACCAUGACAAGGCGGUGAAUCAAGCAAAUUCGAAAAAAGCUUACGAAGAUGCCACUGCCCUUAGUGCAGACCAAUUGUCCACAACUCAUCCAAUUCGACUUGGUUUGGCGCUCAAUUUCUCUGUAUUUUAUUACGAAAUCGAGGCAAACACAGCUGAAGCUUGCAAGUUGGCCAAAGAAGCAUUCGAUUCGGCCAUUACCGAGUUAGAUCAAGUCCAAGAGGACAUGUACAAAGACAGUACACUAAUUAUGCAACUACUACGAGAUAAUUUAACGCUUUGGCAGACUAGUAAUGAACAAGACGACGAAGAACAACCGAAAGGCGAUGCACAGUGA